AUGGCCAUCGCCUGCUUCAACCAGGAGCUCAAGACCGGGACUGCUCCAUUGAGGAUGUUCAAGGCUCUGAUCCUCGACUCCCACAGCCUCAUCCCCAAGAUUGCCCCCCAAGGUAUUAAGAGCAUCGAGAUCGACACAGUUGAUGCAGAAAAGCUUGUAUGCAAGUACACCUUGAUCAUGAGUGAUAGUGCAUUCAACAAGAUCGAGUCGGUUGUGUACGAGGUGAAAUUCGAAGCUUCCAGUGAUGACGGGUGUAUCUGCAAGAUGACGAGCAAGUACCAUGUGAAGGCCGGUGUGGAGCUGAAGGAGGAGGACAUCAAGCAUGGCAAGGACAAAGCCACGGGACUCUACAAAGUUGUUGAGGAAUACCUCGCAGCCAACCCUGAUGCCUAUGCCUAA
Molecule: messenger RNA, 399 nt
Organism: Punica granatum (pomegranate)
Lineage: Eukaryota; Viridiplantae; Streptophyta; Magnoliopsida; Myrtales; Lythraceae
Source: RefSeq, a predicted model, not a curated record